UCACGAUUCAGAGAGCAGCUUUCAGACACUGAUUUAUUCCCCAUUUUUGUGCCACGAAACUCUGGGACAAUGCAAUUCAAUCUUUCAGUACUGACUCUUUGCCUUCUCGGCGCAGUUUUAUGUGGAGUUGGGAGCACACCUUAUCAAAAUGCUCAUUCACACAUGACCUCCAAAGCUCCUCCAGCUACUCAGUCCAGCCCCACCACAGCUCGUCCAGUUAAUCCAACCACCAAUCCCAACAUUGCCACAACUGCCACAACUGGUCCAUCGACCACUGCCAAGACUUCCACAACUUUUCCACCCACCGCUGCCACAACUGGUCCAUCCACCACUGCCAACACUGCCACAACUGAUUCACCCGCCACUGCCACAACUGCCACAACUGCCACAACUGGUCCAUCCACCACUGUAGCACCCAGCAACGCUACUACAGAAACCUCUUCAGCCACAGCCACCGAGGCUGUUGCUGUAGGUUCAUCGGAAACGCUUUCACCUGGCGCUAUAGCUGGUAUUACCAUCGGCUCUGUCGCUGGGGUGGCUGCAGUUGGUGGCGGUAUCUUUGGCGCGCUGAAGUACACCGGGAGGCUCUGAGACCAGUUCUUUGCCAAACAAUGAUCUAAAUGGUUAUGGACUGCAAGCCACAACAUGUACCAUCUUAUGGUCAAACAGAUUAAUUUCUGACCCUGGUUAACUGGAUCAUGAAAGGAUCCUAUUGUCUGAGAGGCCCAUUAAAACAAUAUAUAUGCCUAUAUCCUUGACUAGGAUAGAAAGGGCCAAGAGGAAGACAAAAUUAAAUGUGACCACUUAGCUGUUUUGAUUGACUGGCUUUAGGUUAGGAAAUAAUCCUUAGUUAAUCAAAAAACUUUUAUUACUUUUAUUUUGAAACGAAUCGAAACUCCUUGUCUGAUGGAUUAAAAGCAAAUUCCAGGUUUUAUUUUUUGAAAAAAAAAAAUAAUAAUUAUCUGAAUGUUUUUCACAUGUGAUAUGUUUGGUCUUUUGGAUUUCUAUACAGUGGAUUCUAUUUAACAACAAUAAGCCAGAUUUUUUAUAUUUUUUUUUAAAUUAAAAAAAACAUAUUUUUAACUGCUGGUCAUAUUGUUUGGAGCAUAUUGUUUAUUUUUCUCUGAAAUCUUUGAUAUAUUUCAAAGAAAAAUAAUUUAGUUACUGUGUGCCAGUAGAUAAAAAUACAUAAGCUGCACUUUCUUAGCCUUCUUAAAAAAAUAUAUAUUUUUUAGGGUAUACAAGCUGAGUAAUUUGAUAGCUGAAUGAUGGUGAAGUUGUUUUCUUAUUAUUAACUGGGCUUCUGAACCCAAAUUCUGUAUUUCUAUGGAGACAAAGCCUUGAAACCAACCUAUACAUUUAAUAAAUAACUGUUUUCCCCCUUUCUAUUAAUUGACUUCUGUGAAAUGCUAUUACAUCUUUGUAAAAUAACAAUAGCUCAAGAUCUCUGAGUAACGCCCAGGCGUUGAUUAUAUAAGUACUUCCGGGCUAACCUGAGUUCUUUGCUCAUUUUAUGAGUGCAAUGAGGUAACAGUAUAAUGUGUGUGUGCAUAAGUCAAAACAAGGAAACAAGGUUAUGUUAUAAAGAAACUUUCCAUGUAAUUUUACACAACCUGACGUCGGCUCUGUGCUUCGAUUCCCCCGC
Messenger RNA from Xiphias gladius (swordfish), 1645 nucleotides. RefSeq names its product integumentary mucin C.1-like. The record is from RefSeq and is a predicted model, not a curated record. NCBI's taxonomy places the organism in Eukaryota, Metazoa, Chordata, Actinopteri, Istiophoriformes, Xiphiidae. The transcript is spliced from 3 exons. Bases 70 to 591 code for a protein of 173 amino acids.